Molecule: messenger RNA, 1401 nt
Organism: Metopolophium dirhodum (rose-grain aphid)
Lineage: Eukaryota; Metazoa; Arthropoda; Insecta; Hemiptera; Aphididae
Product: myosin heavy chain, skeletal muscle-like
Exons: 12
Coding region: 1-1401 (466 amino acids)
Source: RefSeq, a predicted model, not a curated record
AUGGGCGAUAAAUGCAAGAAUGAGAUAAAAGUGGAUAUAAGAAACGAAACAAUUGAGAACACUUUAAAUGAUCUAAGAUUACAAAUAUCUAUAUUAAAGCACCAGAAUUUAAAUAUCAAAUCGAAAUUGGACGAAGAUAUUAAUAAAGGAUGUGCAAUGACAAAAUUGUUACAAAAAAGGAAGCCUUUUAGACAAACAAAAACUGGUGAAGUGAUAUUUCCCGGGAAAAAGGAAAUGGAUUUUAAACUGGAUGUAAUGACAAGAGAAAUUUUGAAGUUAAGAACGGUAUUAAAUGGCUUGAAAAGAAACCACAAUCAAAUCAAUUCAGCUGGAAACAGUAAUAAAAUCAAAUCUAAUUGUUCUGAUACUAAUAAUGAAGACAGCAAAAAUAAAAAGUUAAACGAAGAACUGUGCGAACAAUAUAACACAAUGAAAGACACAUUUGAUAAAAUUGUAUUAGAAAUAUCGAAGUACCGUGUACUAUCAGACAAUAAAAUAAAAGAAAUGGACAAUAGUAAUUCACAGUUGACAAAAACACAAGAAGAAUUUUACAAUGCAGUUACAACAUUAGCACAGAUAGAAUCGAACACUUUAGACGAUGUAGAGAUUGUACGAAAAGAAUUUAAAGACGUCAAAGACCGCUUGGAUGGUUUGAAAUCGGAGGCUGAGCAUCAAAUUGACGAGUUAAACGCUACAAAUGAAUCGUACAUGAAUGGUCUUCAAGAAAAAGAGUAUCAAAUAGUCCGAUCUAAUAACCUGUCCAAAGAGAAGGCGAAGCUUACGGCGGAAUUCGAAUCUGAAUUCAAUCGACAUAAAGAAUAUUUCAAAAAACGAGUUAGCCAAGUAGAAUUUUUGCCCGCUGCGUUACAAGCAGUUCAAAAACAAAUGAUCCUUGAAAAAGAAUUAAGAACUUCGCUGGAACAAAAUGUUGAAAUUCUCAGUAAAAAGCUAAAAACAACUAAAAAUGAUUCUUGUAAUGACUCUCUUGACAUGAAUCAAUUAUUGAAGUCUAAAGCUCAACUGAAAAUCAAACAAAUGAAAUUGGAAAAGAUUUUAGAAGAAAAACUACGUUGCUGUGAUGAAAUAAAAACAUAUAAGUAUCAACAAAAAUCUGUGCUAGGCAAGAUAAAAUCCGAAACAAAGUUAAAAAUAAACGAUUUACGUCGUAUUUUAAAAGCACCUGCUGAAGAAUAUUUAAAUACCAUUAAUAAACUUCAAAAUCAAAUAUCUCAAAUCGAGGCAUAUUCUUGUUUUGAAAACGAUCAACUAAAACUUAUGUCUUCGAUCAUGCAAAAACCAAUCGACGUAUUAGCCAGUAUUUUAAAAGAAGCAAGAGAACAAAUCACCGCUAUAGGAAAUCUACAGAAUGUACUUACUGUCUGCCCAAAAAUAUGUUCGUAA